UGUGACCGGCCAAGAUGGCGGCGCCCCUGCUUCGUUUGUGUGCUGCGGCGUGAGACGGGAGGAGGAGGAGGGUCAGGUGGCGUAAAGAUGGCUGCCCCAAGGAACAGCACUGUGGUUGAGGGGGAAGCGUCGGAGACUGAUUCAGAGGACGAGGAUUAUCUGUCCUCUGUACCUUCAGCCUCGGUCCCCGGCCUUUCUGGCGUGAAAGUCCUAGGGGAGGCCUCCGAAACAGACGAGGAAGAAGACGCGGACCCCGGUGGACCGAAGCCGGAGCCUCGGCUGCUCAGCCCAGACCUGCCCCCACUGAUCGUCUACAGGAAUGAAGAGGCGGGGUCCCCCGUGGCGGUGGAGGAGAAGCCAGCCCUCCACGUCAGGUCCCGUGGCUGCUACAGCACCCUGCUGCAACAGAAGCUGAUCGAGAGCAACGCCCGCCUGUACCACGACGUCAGCAGCACCGUCAAGCAGGUCUACCAGACGGCCAUCCGAGAGAUCGGGGCCAUCACCGGGCAGCUCAGCGACUCCCAGAACGGCAUCAUCAAUGCCUCGCAUAGCAUCCGGCUCGUCCUGGAGGAUUUGCAGGCUGUGGCCGACAAGAUAGACAUCAUCACUAGCUGCAACCUGCUGCCCGAUAUCCAGAUAGCGCUGCCCCCCUCACAUGCCUAGCCAAGCUGAGAAGUAUGGGAAACGGGUCUGCUUUCUUCUUCAGAGUCAGUUGCGCAAGGAGCAGGACCGCUUAGGUGUUGUCUCCGAGGCGAGCCGUGUUGUGCUAGCCGAGAUCUGGGUUUGUUCCAUGGUUCAGCGACUGCGCGUCUUGCGAUGACUCGGCCUGUCCUCUUCCAAUAAGAUAGAUUUGAACAAUAUGAAGCCGCUCUUGCUGUGUUUCUUGCCCAGACGCUUAUCGCACGGCUCUCACAUUGUUGUCCCCAAAGGCUUAUGCUUUGGUGGAUGCAGAUCCAGUGUCAGUGUAGUUUGAGGUCGGGGAGCUCCCGGGGCUUGCGGUGGGGCCCGUCGCCACUGACCUCAGACACCCUUCCCCCCACACUCGCUUGCCUGAAAGA
This is a messenger RNA of Gekko japonicus, 1058 nucleotides long. RefSeq names its product biogenesis of lysosomal organelles complex 1 subunit 3 (gene BLOC1S3). The record is from RefSeq and is a predicted model, not a curated record. Lineage: Eukaryota; Metazoa; Chordata; Lepidosauria; Squamata; Gekkonidae. The coding region runs from base 88 to 663 and encodes 191 amino acids. The transcript has 2 exons. Gene Ontology annotation, cellular component: BLOC-1 complex.